AUGCCGGCUAAGAAAAUCAUUCUCGAUACGGAUCCAGGUAUCGAUGACAUCCUGGCACUAUUGCUGGCACUGUCCUCCAAAUCUGAAGAUCUCGAGUUGCUGCUCAUUUCUUUGACCUUUGGUAACAUCGAAGUAAAGAACUGUCUUCGAAAUGUGGUCUCCAUGUUUCAUAUCCUUGAGCGGGAAAUGCAGUGGCGCCGUGAUAAUGGAAAACCCGAAGGGUAUGGCACCCUGCGUGCUUCUCGUCCGGUAGUAGCAGUAGGAGCAGAGGAACCUUUGGAAAGCCAAAAGAUGCUUGCCGAUUACUUUCAUGGAACCGAUGGCCUCGGUGGUAUCCACGACAGUCACCCACAUCUCACAGCCAGCAAGCCAUGGGACCAUUUGUUUGAUCCGGCGGUGGAUCCCGAAUCCAUCCAGCCAGUCCAGGAAGGUGCCGAACCGCCAGACCAUUCAUUCAUCCCAUCAAGACUUCCUGCACACAAGGAAAUUCUUCGUGCACUACGGGAAAAUGAUCCAGACACCGUGACUCUCGUAGCUGUUGGUCCACUUACCAAUCUCGCGAUGGCAGCAGCCGAGGACCCAGAGGCUUUCCUCCGAGUGAAAGAAGUCGUUGUGAUGGGCGGCGCAAUCAAUGAGCCAGGCAAUGUAACUCCAGUCGGCGAGUUCAACGCCUACGCAGACGCCUUUGCCGCUGCCCGCAUCUUUGCACUAACAUCACCAAGCCCCAACUCAACUCUCCCCCCAACAGAGAGUUCACUCCUACCACCUUAUCCCGCAAACUUAAGCAAGCAAUUGGCUCUCCGUCUCUUCCCACUGGAUAUCACUCUUCGCCACAACCUGUCUCGGGGCCAGUUCACCCAGGCCGUUGAGCCCCUUCUCGCUGCUGGUUCUCCUCUCGCGGAAUGGGUUAAUGCGUUUAUGGGACAUACGUUCCGGACAUUGGAGCGUCUGCACCCUGGCCAUGUUGGCGAUGAUGCCCAGUUGAGCUUGCAUGAUCCAGUUUGUGUUUGGUAUGCGCUUACAGAGGAGGAUUCGCAUUGGACUCCUUCUGCCGAUUCACCUGAAGAUAUCCGGAUUGAGACGCUGGGACAAUGGUCGCGUGGCAUGUGUAUUGUUGAUCGGAGAAGUCGUCAUAAGAUCGAUGGUGACGAGGAGAGCUCGAGUGACCAUGGCUUGUGGUUGAGUACUCGUGCUGGUAAUCGUAUUUUGCGCAUGGAUGGAUCGCCUGCAGAGAAGACUUUUGGGAAGAUCCUUAUUGAUAGGUUGUUUCAUUGA
This is a messenger RNA of Penicillium angulare, 1275 nucleotides long. RefSeq names its product putative nucleoside hydrolase. Lineage: Eukaryota; Fungi; Ascomycota; Eurotiomycetes; Eurotiales; Aspergillaceae. Gene Ontology annotation, biological process: purine nucleoside catabolic process. Gene Ontology annotation, cellular component: cytosol. Gene Ontology annotation, molecular function: purine nucleosidase activity. The transcript is spliced from 6 exons. The record is from RefSeq and is a predicted model, not a curated record. Bases 1 to 1275 code for a protein of 424 amino acids.